Molecule: messenger RNA, 3399 nt
Organism: Suillus subaureus
Lineage: Eukaryota; Fungi; Basidiomycota; Agaricomycetes; Boletales; Suillaceae
Product: CHAT domain-containing protein
Exons: 2
Coding region: 1-3399 (1132 amino acids)
Molecular function (GO): protein binding
Source: RefSeq, a predicted model, not a curated record
AUGUCAAAGCCUCCUAUAUUCGGAGAUCCUGCGUCGCAGGGAAUCGAUGAGCUCCUGCAGCGAGCCCACAAGCUUUACACGAAGGCUCUGCAAGGAAACCCCUCAGAUCUGGACUUCGCCAUCGCACACUACCGUGGAACGCUGAGCGUAAUCUCGAAUCUGUCCUCCGAUGGGUAUAGUCAAUUACUGGGCGAUCUCGCGAAUGCCCUGGUCGUGCGCUUUCAGCAACAGGGCAGUCGUGCAGAUCUUGUUUGUGCCAUGGAAUGUCACCUUAAAGGAUUGGCUCUUCGCCCAAUUGGACAUCCAAUGCGAGCAAUCACCCUUGUGGACUUUGCCACAGCUCUCCUUGUUCGUUUCAAAGAAGACGGCAUGCUCAAUGACAUCCACCUUGCCAUUGAUAAUUUCGCUGCUGCACUAUCUCUAUGUCCCUUUGACCACCCAGCCAGGUGUGCCCUCAUCAUGAAAUACGCCAGUGCUCUCCUGUCGCGUUUCGAGUAUUGCGGAGAUGCUGAGGAUGCAGAGCGUGCAAUCGAACAAUAUCAGACGAUUGUCGAUUUAUCAUCUCCUCACGAACGCCCAGCUCCCCUUAAUAAUCUCGCCAACGCCCUUCAGUCCCGCUUCCAGCAGUUUCAUGAGCUAAACGACCUCGAAUUGUCCAUCCAGCAUUCUAGCUCCGCGCUUCAUCUUCUUCCAGCAUAUCAUCCUGAUCGACCACAAACUCUCCGCAUACUUGCGGGUGGCCUUUUCGAGCGUUUUCGUCAGAAAGGAGACGCAGUUGAUCUUGAGACAGCCAAGAAACACUAUCAGGCUGUACUCGAUCUGUGCUCUCAAGAACACCCCUAUCAUGCCCUUGCACUUAACAACCUCGCUGAUGUUUUGCUCGCGCGUUUCAAAUAUCAGGGCGAUUCAUUUGACCUUGAUCUCGCCAUUGGCCACUAUCGAACUGCUUGCAUCCAUUCGGAAGGACAGCCUGAUCAGGGGUUGCAUCUUGAUCAUCUAGGAAUUGCACAGUUACUCCAAUUUCGACAAUGUGGAGACAUAGCUGAUUUGCACCGCGCAAUUGAGAACCAUAGUCUAGCUCUCGAGCUGCAUCCUCUCGGUCACCAUCGUCGGCCAGCCACAAUGGCAGCCCUGGCGAGUUGCCUUGAUGCUCGUUUCGAGCAACAAGGAGAACUAGCAGAUUUCAAAACAGCCCUCAAUUGCUACAACGACGCAUUAGCGUUAUUUUCCCGGGACCACCCUCGGCGGCCUGUCAUACUGAAUAAUAUUGCUUCUGCCUUGGAGAUGUACUUCAGGCAGUACAAAGAUCUCAACAAACUCAACCGCUGCAUCGCAUAUUAUCGGGAAGCUCUUGAACUGUACCUCACAACCCACGUUGACCGGCCAGUUACCUUGACUGGCCUGGCUUGUGCGCUGUUGAGCAGGUUUGAGCUCCUCGGCGAUGAAUUUGAUCUUGAUCAGGCCUCGCUCUACUGCACCGUAGCACUGGAUGCUCGCCCGCCAGGACAUCCAGCAAGGCCAAUUUCUUUGCUGACUAUGGCAAGAAUUUGUCGGUCCCGGUUCUUGCCUUGGGAUGACCCAAAAAAGCUCGAUAGCGCCUUCGAACACCUUCGCGCAGCAAAAGAUGCUUGUAAACCAGGGCAUUCGCUGCUUCUUGACAUCCACGCAGAGUUAUCCGUAAUAUAUUUUCUUCGUUAUCUCAUAUUUCAGCAUUCCAUGGAUCUUAAGGAAGCUCUUGGCUAUCAUGAGCUGAGCAUGGCUUUCGGUUCUGGAGGGAUAUGGGCCGCGUUACGUGCAUCGCUGGAUUGGGUGCAGAGCGCCGAGGUGUUUAGGCAUGCGUCUGCUGUCGAUGCAUACCGAACGGCUUUGCGUCUUCUAGACCGCUGCGUCAUGGUUGCAAAGGCUCCAGAGCUCCGACAGGAGUUAGCAAAACGGCAUGCCGAGCUGAUGCUAGAUGCAUUCUCUGCAGCAAUCCGCCACAACCAACCUGAUCUAGCAGUUGAGAUGCUAGAACAAGGACGCCUACUGCUUUGGAGCCAGGUGGCUCUUCAUCGAAGCACUCUAGAUGAUCUCAGGAGCUGUGGCGAGCAGGGAGUUCGUCUUGGAAACCAUUUUGAGCAGCUCAACCACCAACUAGAGUGCGGGUGGAGGGGGCAGAGUGGUCGAGAAAGCCCACACCACCACAGAGAUUUACAGAAACAAAGGGAUGCGGUGAUCGCGCAAAUCAGGCGCCUGGAUGGCUUCAACAAUUUCUUCAUGCAUGCUUCCUUUGCCGACAUUCAGAGGGCAGCUAUUGAUGGACCAGUGAUUGUGGUUAACGCUAGCCACCAUAUGUGUAAUGCCAUCAUCAUAUUUACCACUGGACAACCGGCUCUUGUUCCCCUUCCAAAGGUCACCCUGAGAGAUGUUGCUCGGUUAGCAACUCUUUUUCACGAUAUCGUGCGAUUUUCUGGUGAUCCCGACCCUGGUCGCGACAGGGAGAGACGGCUAAUUGAUUUGCUCACGGAGUUAUGGGACCUGGUGGUCAGUCCAGUGGUUGACCGUCUUCUGCCACAUACGCCAAAGGGUUCGCGGAUCUGGUGGUGCCCGACUGGCAAAUUUACAGCCUUGCCACUGCAUGCUGCAGGCAUGUACCAGGGUAUCGAGCUGAACCUCUCGCAGCUAUACAUAUCUUCCUACACCCCGACUUUGUCAUCUCUCAUCAAAAGCAGAAGGACCAAAAGUAGUGCCACACCGCGCCGGUCACCCUUCACUCCUUUCUUGACCAAUUUUCUCAAAAGUCGAAAAAGCAAGUCUUCGAGGCCUUCCACUCCAGUUCCUGGGUCAUCUACGUUCGCCGCCAUUUGCAAUAAUGAGAGGACAGAGGACAUCGACAUGCUCCGCAAAGUGCUUCCUCUAACCUGCACCAUGACUCGCAUCACGGGCGCCAACGCAACAUACGAACAUGUCGUUCGCGCCAUUCACGAACAGCCAUGGAUUCACUUUACCUCCAGAGCAGAGCCCAACUUCGACCACUCAUUCGAAUCGCAUUUGCCCUUGCACGACAAGCCGAUGUCUCUGUUGGAGAUAGCACAGACCCUGGCGGAAGUGGAGCGGCCACCGGAGUUCGCGUUUGUAUCCGUGAGCCACGGAUCAAAUGGGACGGAAGGACACGAGACCAUGCACUUUCCCCACGCACUUCAUAUGGCAGGGUUUCAAAGCGUGGUUGGCGCUGUGUGGGCUGUGGAUGAAGAGGUCACGCGGCGGAUAGCGUCGGCAUUCUAUCAUUCUGUUGUUGUGGAGUCAAAGGGUGUGAUGAAUUCUGCCAACGCAGCAAAGGCUCUGAGCCAAGCCUUAAAUAUGGUUGAAGAAGGUAUACCAUUAGAGCAAAGGAUUGCGUUCGUCCAUGUCGGUAUUUAA